AACAAUAAGAUGGAUGAAUGGUGGGCAGUGGAAGACAAAAAAAAUGAAAAACUUACUUCCAAAGAGUUGACUGAUGUGGACCUAUCCACAAUUGACACCAAAAGUGCAUGUCUUGCUCUCACUUAUGAUUAUGGAAAUCUUGGUUGCUUCACCUUCUUUUACUUCUUACUGUGCUUGCUUUCACUUCAAAUCUUCUUCAUGUUCUCUUCCUUACUAGUUGUUCAAUUAUUUCUGCUUCAUUAAUAGCAACAAUAAAGAGAGAGGAGAAGAUUGCAAUCAGUGUUUGUUUGAUAAUGACAUCAGUUCUUUCUGAUUGCUUCAAAGUUAUUGCGGAAAAAAUUCUGGAUCUGACAAUUGGCGAAGCACGUUACCUAUGUUGUUUCAAGACCAUAGUUGAAGAGCAUGAAAGGGAAAAGUGCAAGCUGAGAGCAAAAAGGAAAGGUGUACAAGAAAAUGUGAAUGUGGCAAAGAAUAGAGCUGAGGAGAUAGUGAAUGAUGUUACAGUUUGGAUCCAAAAUGCUGACAAUAUUAUCGAUGAAAACACUGAAACAAAAAGGACUUGUUUUUUCGGAUGGUGUCCAAAUUGUAUGUGGCAAUACCAAAGAGGCAAGAAACUAGCGUUAAAGACGUUGGAGAUUGCAGAACUUAAGGGACUUAACUUUGAAAGUGUUGGCCGUGCUGGUAAGCUUCCUGGUGUGGAGUAUCAUUCUUCACAAGAUUUUAUUGAAUUUGAGAGCAGAAGCUCCCAACAUAAACAACUUUUGGAUGCAAUAAAAGAUGACCACAACUUUAUGGUUGGAUUGCAUGGUAUGGGAGGGACUGGUAAGACAACAUUGGUGCAAAAAGUUGGUAAUGAAGUCAAAAGAUCAAACCUAUUUGAUGAAGUCAUCUUUACUACAGUGUCGCAUGCCCCUGAUAUCAGAAAGAUUCAAGAUAACAUUGCUGUCCCUUUAGGUUUGAAACUAGAGGAAGGAGACCAGUUGCAAAGGGCGAAAAGACUAUGGUCUAGAUUAACAAACGGAGAAAGGAUACUUGUAAUAUUAGAUGAUGUUUGGGAGGAGCUCAAGUUUGAAGAUAUCGGUAUCCCCUCUAGUAACAAUCACAGUGCUUGUAGAGUUUUGCUUACGUCGCGCAAGAUGAGUGUAUGCAAUUCUAUGAGCUGCCAAAGCAAUAUUGAGCUAGAGCUCUUAUCUGAGGAAGAUGCAAAGAUUCUUUUUGAAAAGCAUACUGGAUUAAGGGAUGACUCGUCGAAGAGUUUGAAAAAAUUGGCACAGCAAAUUGCGAAUGAAUGUAAAAGAUCACCUGUCGCGAUUACAGCUAUAGCAAAAAGUUUGAAGCACCAGCCUCCGGAACUUUGGAAGGCAGCUUUUAAAAGCUUGAAAGAAUUUAAACAAAUCCGCAAUGUUGAUGAAGAUUUGAAGAUCUAUAAAUGCUUUCAGGUAAGCUACGAAAAUCUUAAGGAUGAAAAGGCCAAGAAACUCUUCAUGUUAUGUUCUCUAUUCCCUGAAGAUUAUGAAAUUCGUGUGGAGGAUUUAACCAGAUUUGGGAAAGGAUUGGGCAUAUUUGGAGACGUUGACUCGUAUGAAGCAGCAAGGAUAGAAAUGCUUACAGCGAAAAGGAAACUCCUAGAUGCUUGUUUAUUGUUGAAAGGUCAGGAAGGACGUGUCAAAAUGCAUGAUCUGGUACGUGAUGCGGCACAUUGGAUUAAAAACUAUGAGAUUCAGGUGAUUAUGGGAUGCAAAAUUCAUGCAACAGCAAAAAAAGGUACCAUGACAUAUUUGUAUUGCCACGAUGUAAAAAGAUUUUCCCCCCUUCUGAAUCAGUUGGAUUGCACCAAACUUAAGAUUCUGAUAAUACAUUGCAUAGAUAAAGACGGUGUUGUGGAAAUGCCACAAGCAUUUUUCGAAGGAACGAAAGGUCUAGAAGUUUUGGCUAUAGCCAAGGCCGAAAACAUUAGGGGAAAGCCGAGUCUAGUUUUGCCACGAUCAAUUGAAUUCUUAAAAAACAUUCACACUCUAUGCUUGAGAGGUUUUAAUUUUGGUGAUAUCUCUAUUCUGCUAAAACUAGAAAUACUCGAGACUCUUGAGUUGAGUGAUUGCUCAAUCAUUAGACUUCCCAAAGGGAUGGUGAAACUAGAGAAGUUGAGAUUAUUGAGUUUGACAUGUUGUGUAAUUGAUAAGAAUCCAUUUGAAGUGAUUGGAAAACUUUCUCAAUUAGAAGAAUUGUACGUCAUGCGAAGUCCGGACAGAUUCAAAUGGAGAUUUGAUAAAGAAGUUGUUGCUACCAUUUUUGACAAAUACAACAUUAUCCCGACAUUGCAGAGGUACCAUAUACAGAUAGGGCACGAUUUGGGAUUAUAUCAUUCAGUGGAUGACUCCAUAUCAAGAGCUUUGUCUAUUGAAUAUUUUGAUCCCACUUCAAAUGCAACAAUUAAGGACCUGGUGGAAAGAGCAGAGAUUCUUCAUUUGAAGAGGAUUCGAGGAGAUUAUACAACUGUAACACCGCAACUAGUUGAAGCAAUAGGAGGAGAAAUGAAUGACAUGAUCCAUCUCAAGCUUGAGAUUUGUUCUAAGAUAGAAUGCCUCAUUGAUACUAAUAACUUUUCAUCUUCCAUUGGAAGCAUAUUCUCUAAGUUGGUUAAGAUAGAGGUUAGAAGCAUGGAUAAUUUGAAAGAACUGUGCUAUGGUCCACCUCCUUCAGACUUCUUUGGUAACAUGCAAGAGAUGAGUAUCCAUUUAUGUCACCAGUUGCAUGGGAGAUUAUUUGAAGGAAACUUGAACCUUGGUAGAAUUAAGGUGCUUCAAGUUGAAUAUUGUCGCAUGUUAACGUCUAUGUUCACGCCUUCCACGGCUGCAAGUCUUGUCCUAUUGGAAGAACUGAUAAUAGAAGGUUGCAAGGAACUGAGAAACAUAAUAGGAUUUGAGGAGGAAGAAGAAAACAUACAAGAGCAUAUAGUUCCGCAUGAUGAUACUGAUCAAAAAGUUUAUGGCACAAUUUUUCCAAAGUUGAAAACUUUUGACUUGAUAAUGUGUGACCAAUUAGAAUUUACAAUCACAGAAUGUGUCACAAGCAGUCCUUCUAAUUGCCUUUUGAGACAGUCACUGAUCCUGCGCCAUGUUAGAGAGAUAAGGCUCAAAAACUGUUUAAAAAUAAAAGUUCUGUUCAGUCUAUCGGUUGCUCGAACAAUGUUGUUGGAAGAAUUGAGAAUUAAGGAAUGCCAUUCAUUGAAGAACAUCAUAACAGAUGUUGGAGAUGAUCAGAAUUGCGUGACGCACGGCUCAGUCUUCCCAAGGUUGAAAUUCCUGAGUGUUCAGGAUUGUAGCCAAAUGGAAUAUAUGUUGGGACAAGAACACGAAGAACAUAAUAAUAAUGACACAGAGGUUCAUAUUGAUCUCCCAGAAUUGGAGCAUUUAACUUUCUCUAGAGUACCAAAACUUGUCAGUACUUGCUCCAUACGCUAUAAUGCCACAUAUCCAUCUUUGAAGGAGUUUUGUUUGGAAGGGUGUCCCGAGUUUACCGUUAACUCUAUUAGUGAUUUCAUGUUUCAUUUGGGUGCAAGACAACUAGUCGACACAUCCACCGAGGACAUAGGAGAAAUCAUGAAGCAUUUCCAGACUCUAGAAAAGCUAUGCAUAGAGAACUCAGGGAUUCAAGGGAUAUUUUGUCUUGAAGAACAUCCAACCAUUGCUCAACAAAUGAGCUCAAGUUUGCAAUCCUUGAAAUUGAACAAUCUACAUGAUCUAAGGUAUACAUUCAUGGGUCCAAAAAAAAUUAUGAGCCUCGAAAAUGUCAAAACUUUACAAAUUGAGGGAUGUAGUAAACUCAAAGUUGUAUUCUCAGCAUCUGUCUUGAGAAGCCUACCACAACUUACAUAUCUAGAAAUCAGCAACUGUGAAGGAUUACAUAAAAUAAUGGAAGACAAUGAGGAAAAUCAAAGGCAGACAAUUCCUCAAUCUCAACUGAUAUGCUUUCCGAAGCUCGUUGCACUUAUCAUCAAGAGUUGCCACGGUUUGAAAAGUCUCAUCUCUGUCAACACAUUCCAAGAGUUUCCAAAGUUAGAGCUCAUGAUCAUAAAAGAAGCCUCUCAGUUAGAUGACAUGUUUAUAAGUGAACCACAUGAUGAGAUUCCUAAGCAGAAACUUCGGCUUCCUAAUCUCAAAUAUCUGGUGCUUAUGCAACUGCCAAACCUCACUGAUCCGAGCCAACAUAUGGAGUUGCAGAAUGUGACUUACAGCAUUGUGGAUCAUUGCCCUAACCUUUCAUUUGAUUCAACAACUACUCUUGAGGACUUAAAGAACAUAUUAGAAGAUGGUAACAUUGAUCGCGAUGUUCACUGGGAGUUAUUUGAAAUAUUUGACACUAUAGUGGAAGAGGCUGAAAAUGAAAAUCCAAUAUCAGAAACCACUCAUCAAUUACCGAUAGUACAGGAAGUUCAAGAUGUGCAGGUUCAAUCAGCACCUCAAAGGGAGCUUCUUUGUUCACAGAAUAUUGAUGAAGCAGAUAACGAAAUUGUUGCUGCACAUGAUUCAAGAAUGGAAACUUCAUCAACAGAUUUAGAAGUGAUAACAUUAACAAGGCCUUGUCCAACUCCUUCAGAUAUCCAUCAAUGUGAAAUAACACAAGAACUGGUGGAUGAAAAAGUAGUUAGAGAAAGAAGUUUUCUUGACCAACAAGAAGUGCUCAGAAAAGAAAGUUUCAAAUUGGAAAUUGCCGUGCCAUUGCCUUAUAAUGUCUUGACUACUAAAGAAACAGUGGAACAAAGUCUUCUGGAGUGUCCUGAGGCAGAAAAAGCCACAACAAAAAUAUGGUCAACAAACUCAGAACCAACGAAACAAUCUCCAAGAUCAUUGCUUAUUCCAUUACAAAAAGCAUCUUCACAGAAUGUUAAUGGAAAUGUUGAAGAAGUUUCAACUUCAGAUGAAACUCUCACAUCGCCACAGUUGGUUGAGAAACAAUCAAUAGAUGAACAAAUUCCUAUGGAACAAGGAACAUUAAGAGAAAAUAAGAGCUUCAAUAGAACUCCUGAUGAACAUUCCAAUCUUACACAAAAUGUUAAAAGCUCUACAAAUGGAAGUGUUUCUAAAGUAGUAUCAAGCAAAACUGCAUCAGUAGUCCCAUCAUUUCAAGAGUUGGAUUGUUGGGCACUUGCUCCAGUGAUUGCUUUGUUGAAUGAAACCUCUUCCAAGAUUUCUCCAAUCAUUGAAACCAAUGAAAAAUGUUCCACUUCAUCAUCAAUGCAAAGAAUGUCAAGUAGCUUAUUGAAAGAUGAAUUCAACAAAAAUGCCAAAGUUGAUUGCUUUUCACCUGAUACUGAAAACUCAACCUCUAGUCUGAUUCUUGAGUUGAAGACUGAACUAUCUGUUUAUCUCAACAUGUCACUUGAGACUAUCAUUGACAACAAUGUUUUCAACAAUGUAGAGAGGAUUGUAAAUUCUUUAGCAGGGGAAAUUACAGAUGCUUUCAAACAGAACAUCCUCAAAGACUUUGCAAAUCGGUUGAAAAUUUUCAAAGAAAGUGUUCCUAAAGCCAUGAGCACAUUGGAAUCAAGUUCUGGUUUCAUGUCUACUUAUGAGAACCUUAAUAUGGAGCUGAAUGUAAAGUUGAGUGAAGGACAAGAAAAAAUUGAAAACUUGGAGACUAAACUUUCUGAAACAUUGGCAAAAGAGUAUACUAUUGAUAUGGAGAUUCAAAGAUUAAUUGAUGAAAAAAGUGAGAUUCUUGCUCAGAAGAACUUUCUUGAAUCUCAACUUGAUAAGUACACUCAAGUGGUAUCUAAGGACUAUGAAAAAUGGAAAGGUUUGGGAGAGGAAAUGAAAUCAUGCACUGAUGGGUGGUUAAAGUCUAAGGAAGAUUUAGCUCAUGCAAAUGCUAGCUGGAAGAUCUUAAAGGAGAUUUUACUUUUAUGACUAAAAUCUCAUAAUUUAGCUUUCCAAAUAUUAUGAAUUUGUUGUGUCAAAAAAAAUAAAAUUUGAAUACUUGCAUUAAUGAUUAUU
Medicago truncatula (barrel medic) is the source of this 5993-nucleotide messenger RNA. RefSeq lists its product as uncharacterized. The transcript has 11 exons. The coding region runs from base 294 to 5906 and encodes 1870 amino acids. The record is from RefSeq and is a predicted model, not a curated record. Gene Ontology annotation, molecular function: ADP binding; ATP hydrolysis activity. NCBI's taxonomy places the organism in Eukaryota, Viridiplantae, Streptophyta, Magnoliopsida, Fabales, Fabaceae.